AUGGCGCCCUGCAGGUUCUUUGCCAGGGGCAAUUGCGCCCGCGGCACAGAUUGCCGCUUCGACCAUGCGCAACCUCUCCCUCCUCGUCGCGCCCCCGCGGGCGCCGACACCCCAUCGCCGCCCAAGCCUGUUUGCAGGUUUUACGCCCGGGGGGCGUGUCGAAACGGCCCUGACUGCCGUUACCCCCACCCUGCGAACUCGGACAACAGUCUGAGCCAGGUGGCUGCUGGGACUCACACGCACGAUUUGUCUUUAGCCAACGACAUCUCUCAAACAGAGAGGUCUUUCAAGGGAGCCCGCGUCCGCAUCGGCGAAGGCACCCAGAUCCUCGAUGUGAAGUUCCCAUCAGACGACACUGGUGUACGUGGACAUCCACCGACCACUAAAGUACAAGUCUCGACCGUUCUCUGUUCAUGGUACAACCCUUCAAGAAUCGUGUGGCUUCACUACCGAAGCAGUCGUUGGGCAACAAACGCCAGUAAGAGAUUUGAAAGAAAGCUUCAAGGCCGUCAGGUUACAAGCAAGAUACAACCUCCAUCCAAGCGGAAUGGGCGGCCAAAGUCGAUCUGGUCGGUGCAAUUAAAUAAUGUCUCCGUCGAAACCACGACGAAGGAUCUACAGGAGCAUCUCAGAGGCGUUGAGCCAGACGAUAUCGUGUUUGGGAAGCCGACUUCACAAAAAACCCAACAGGAAGCUGUGGACUGGGUCGAAGAGCACCUGAUGCAGACUGGCCGCAAGCUACGAUCGUUCAACAUCGAGCCGACUGCGUCUGGCUCUCGCACGAAGGCUUUUGCGUGUUUUGAGUCCCCGUCUGACGCCCGAGAUGUGGUCGCUCUUGUACAAACCAAUGUCCCAGACCUGGGGUCAAGAUUAUUUGUCGAAACAGUUGCCGCUGUCGCAAUCCCAGUCCUCCGCGACCUUCACUCUGUCCUCAAAGAUAAAUUGGAGGAGCUCCAAUCCAACAACAAGGGCCAGGUCAGCAUUUCUGCACAUGUCCACCGCGAGGUCAAGCUUGUCAUGUUGAGGAUCUAUGGGCCAAGACCACAAGAUGUGGCGCGUGUCAAAUCGAAACUCGGAGAGAUGUUGACUGGCACAGUUGUGCUUGACGAUGGCGGCUCGGCUUUGUGGCAUGACUUUUUUGCCAAAGACGAAGCCUUGUCAUGCUUUAAAUCUAUCUCUCAAGACGGCAAGAUCUUUAUUUAUCGGGACUUGCGAAAGCAACAACUUCAGCUGUACGGGUUGGAACCUCUAUUCGAAGAAGCCCGCCGCACAAUCAUCCAACUUCUCAACUCUCACUCAUCAACCCAUCUGAUAACUCUAGAAGGGGAUCUCUUCAAAGCGGCAUUGUCUGGAGGUUUCCGCCGCUUGGUCAGGAAAUUUGGCAGGAACAAUGCAAAAAUGGACAUACAGCGAAAACCGCCAGCCAUAAUAUUUCAAGGUAGUCCUCUUGAGACAGAACUGGCCAGGUCUCUCCUUUUCGACCGCACUUCCAAGGACGCAGAAGUCCACCAAGCCGAUGAUCAUGAGGAAUGUCCCUGCUGUUUCUCGACUGUUGAGGAUCCUGUCAAACUUCACUGUGGUCAUACCUACUGUCGCGGUUGUUUCGAAGGUCUAUGCGAAGAGGUGAAACAUCAGAAGGUCCCAAUCGUGUGUUUCGGGAAUAGCAGUCACUGUGGCCAAGUUGUUUCUUUGAAAGAGCUCAAGGAAAUUCUCCGCCACGACAAGUUCGAAGCAAUCUUGGAAGCUUCCUUUGGCGCGCACAUCCGAUCCCAACCUGAUAAGAUGCAGUACUGCCCGACGCCUGACUGCCCGACCAUCUACAAAGUCUCCGACGAAGCCAGUGUGUUUACAUGCGUCAACUGCUUGACCUCGAUCUGCGCCAGAUGCCGAAAACUGAGUCACGACGGACUCACUUGUCAACAGGCCCGCGACGAGAGCACGGCAUCUCGCGAGACGGAGCGGUUCAAAAAACGAAACAACAUCAAAGACUGCCCGGCCUGUGGGACAGCAAUGUACAAGGAAGGGGGCUGUAACCACAUGGUCUGCCAGGGUUGUGGCACGCACCUUUGCUGGUUAUGCCUGGAGAGGUUCACGGUUGAACUCGAGUGCUAUCGCCAUUUACACGAUGUGCAUGGCACGAUCGGCAACCUGGAUCCCGCCGAGUUGCAGAGAGUCGAAUUGGAACGCGCAGACAUGGAUCCGGGCCUGGUGCAGCAGAUCCUGGGACAAUGGUUGUAG
Molecule: messenger RNA, 2238 nt
Organism: Fonsecaea nubica
Lineage: Eukaryota; Fungi; Ascomycota; Eurotiomycetes; Chaetothyriales; Herpotrichiellaceae
Exons: 2
Coding region: 1-2238 (745 amino acids)
Biological process (GO): protein linear polyubiquitination; proteasome-mediated ubiquitin-dependent protein catabolic process
Cellular component (GO): ubiquitin ligase complex
Molecular function (GO): ubiquitin binding; ubiquitin-protein transferase activity; zinc ion binding
Source: RefSeq, a predicted model, not a curated record